This is a messenger RNA of Hyposmocoma kahamanoa, 1673 nucleotides long. It is a transcript of the gene shakB, whose product is annotated as innexin shaking-B. The transcript has 6 exons. The record is from RefSeq and is a predicted model, not a curated record. NCBI's taxonomy places the organism in Eukaryota, Metazoa, Arthropoda, Insecta, Lepidoptera, Cosmopterigidae. Gene Ontology annotation, cellular component: plasma membrane; gap junction. Bases 68 to 1156 code for a protein of 362 amino acids. Gene Ontology annotation, molecular function: gap junction channel activity.
GGCCGCGAGCGCGAGCGCAGGCGGCACUUGGCGCAGGCGCGAGCGCGCCGCGCAGCCGCGCAGGCCCAUGGAGAUCUUAACCAGCAUCUAUGCGUUGCUCUCCGGCGGGCAAGGAGUAAACCCGAAGAUCGACUCUGUAGCGUUCCGCCUCCACUGCGGUGCAACUACAGCCGCACUACUAGCGGCUAGCGCCGCACUCACCACGCGCCAUCUAGUGGGCAACCCUAUUGACUGCAUUCACACUAGGGACAUCCCGGAAGACGUUCUGAACACGUACUGCUGGAUCCACUCGACGUUUACGGUAGCGGGCGAGGCUGGGGCCUAUCCUGGAGUGAGGGGAGCGGGUAAUUCGCCGCGACGCUACGGGAAAUACUACCAAUGGGUCGCCUUCACUCUCUUCUUUCAGGCAAUGCUGUUCUACGCACCCAGAUGGCUGUGGAAGUCCUGGGAAGGCGGGAAGAUCCGCGCCCUGAUGAUGGACUUGGACGUAGGCGUCUGCACCGAAAUCGAGAAGAAGACAAAGAAGAAGCUCAUCCUGGACUACCUGUGGGAGAACCUCCGCUACCACAAUUGGUGGGCGUAUCGGUAUUAUCUCUGCGAAGCGCUUGCUCUUGUCAAUGUUAUAGGGCAAAUGUUCCUGAUGAACCGGUUCUUCGACGGCGAGUUUAUGACGUUCGGCCUGGACGUGAUAGCCUACAUGGAAUCCGAUCAAGAGGAUCGAAUCGACCCCAUGAUUUACAUAUUUCCCAGGAUGGUGAAAUGCACAAUGUUCAACAAGUUCGGUUCUUCGGGCGAGGUGGAGCGGCACGAUUCGCUCUGCAUCCUGCCGCUGAACGUGGUCAACGAGAAGAUUUAUGUCUUUCUCUGGUUCUGGUUCGUCAUUCUCGGCUUCCUUACCUUGUUCACGCUCAUCUAUCGGCUGGUGCUGAUCUUUUCACCGCGUAUGCGCGUCUAUAUGAUGCGUAUGCGCUUCCGGCUAGUGCGCCGCGACAACAUCGAUACCAUCGUCCGCAGAAGCAAGUUGGGCGACUGGUACUUGCUGUAUGUUCUAGGGGAAAACCUCGACUCGGUCAUCUUUCGAGACAUCAUGAACGAGUUCGCCAACAAACUGAACCACAACUACCAACACCAUAUCCACGGCGUGCCGGACGCGUGACCUCCAAUUCCCGGGUGGGUGUUCCACACGUGACUAACGUCCUUGCAGCGCGACAUGGACCCACCUGUCUGAGCUGUGUCUAGCUACGUAUUCACAGUAUUCAGAUGAAUAGUAGGCCCAGUCCGCUGCCCUGCGGCACCUCGCCGUUUCCUGGACAUUACAAAGUGUAUCAAAGACUUCUUUAGAUUAAAGAAUCUUUAUUCGGUACUAUGUAAUCGUAACAGUGCAAUUAAACACGCAAUAAUAGUUUUUACUUAAUCUUUAAGAUUGUGAUCUCAGGAUGAAUCCUAUCGAAGGCCUUUUGGAAGUCAACGUCGACGGCUAUCUAUCCCAUUAGCAUAGUGUUCAACUUUUAGAAGUAUUUACCGAUAGUUUCGCUGCUCGUAGAAGUUCUGGUCAUCGGAACCGCUUUCUCCUAUAGUCUAGUAAUAAUCGAAUCGAGCACAUGAGAGCACACAAGUUAAUUUUUUACACUAUUAAUCACUCGCUAAGGAUUUGACCGACCAAUAAAAUUAAA